Molecule: messenger RNA, 2197 nt
Organism: Kockovaella imperatae
Lineage: Eukaryota; Fungi; Basidiomycota; Tremellomycetes; Tremellales; Cuniculitremaceae
Exons: 5
Coding region: 335-2065 (576 amino acids)
Source: RefSeq, a predicted model, not a curated record
GAUGAUGAUAUUCAAAGCUGUGUUCUCAAGGGCGUGAUCUCCAUAUGACCGGGAAGUGUGGGGUCUCCAAGAUUUAAACGGAGAUCCAGCAUAUGUCCGCGCUCAGAGUCACCUAUCCUCUCGAGUCGUCCCUAUGCAUUCACAAUCUCACAACGUCGAGUAUCCUGGCAAGGUAUGGACCGACUCUGAGGCCUCUGUCGUCGCCAAGCUUGACAGGUUAGCUUGGAGGAGCGGUGCUCGAGUUGAAGAGGUUCAAUGACCAGCAAUCGAUAACGCGACGCGACUGAUUGAUUUUUCUGGUACCACAAACGGCAGCGCGGUUCUGCUUAGCAGCAUGCCCCGACUCGAAGAUGUCGCUUGUGCGAUAUGUAUGGACUCUCUAUUCUGUGGAAAGAAUGAUUUGGAUGAAGUGCUGCCGAUCUCUACGACAUCAUGUGGCCACGUCUUUCACGAUCUGUGUAUAAGAAACUGGUUCGCGACUCAAACAGAGGGACGAAGGGAAGCGGCACAACGAACUGGUCGAGCCUCCUCUGCUCGCGAACCUGGACCUGUUUGCCCAACAUGUAGGACUCCCUGUAGCGAGAACCUAGACACGGCGCCGGAAAUCCAGAAAUUAUACAUAAAUACGGAAGGAGAUGCGGAUCGCCAUAUAGGCUCCUCCUCAAGUCGAUCACAGGGGACAUUGUCUCAGAUGACUCCGAGGAAGAGCGAAAAGGAUCGACAGGUCAUAUCUAUGGCUAGGAGGGCGAGGGAUCUACAAGACGAACUAACGAAUCACAGCUCAGAGAGCGAGUUGACUCAUGUGAACAACUCGCUUGUCAAAGUUGAGGCUCUAGUGGAGGAAGUCGCUUCAGAGCAAGCAUUCCACACUAUGAAGACGUACCUCGGAGGCCUGACGAAAGCUAUCAAUACCUUUCGCGCGACGCUCGAGACCAGUCCCCUCAACUCGACAACGAGAGAGAAACUAAGCGAAUUUGCUCUGGUUCAAGAUCAGCUUCGUGAACGGUUGAAACAUUUCGAUACGGUCCUCAUACCUCGAGCUGUCCAAAAGGCUCGAUCGGAGGAACGUCUCGCCGCGCAAAGGCUUCUUAAUGACGAGGUGAAAGCGAGAGAGAGGAUCCAGGCAGAAUACGAAAAGGAAAAAGUGGCUAGGCGUUUGGCUAGAACUGCAAAGGCGGAUCUCGAAGCCGCUUUUGAGAAGGAAAGAGCGACUCUCAAGGCAGAGUUGAAACGCGGGGAAGAAGAGAGGGCAGCAUUGAACACAACUCUGGCAGAACGCACAAAGCUAUUGAAAUUCUCUCAGGCCAAGGCAGAGGAUCGGCGGAAUCUUAAGGGCAGAGUCAAAGAGCUCGAGGCGGAAGUCGCUCGGCUGCGAAGCGAAGCUGCUCAGAAUGUUAGAGCGCCGGCAGCGGAGCAGCCUUCUCGUACCAUCAAUCCAUCAUCCACCUCUGGCAAUGUUACGUCGAGUGAUCCACUAUACGAUUUCCCCGCAGAUCCCCCGGUCUCUGACGAUAUGGAUUUUGUCAGUCAACACGCGCAAUCUCGUAGACGCCGAGCCGACCCCGAUGAAUCGCUUCAAAUCGAUAUGCCCUCGUUGGAUGAAGAAUCCUUCCGUCGAUCGAAAAAGCCUUCUACGACCGCUCGAACAUACGCCUUCACUUUGGAUUCACCAAGGCGUCAGAAAAAGUCCACUGCGAUAGAUCUCACAUCACCAGACGACGCAGCCUUGCCUCCCAUGGUACGGUCAGGGCUGCAACAGGAUAGCUCUUCACCCGCUGGAAUCAUUCGGACGAAUCCUUUCCGGGCUACAGAAGAUAUAGCAGGUCGUCGGAUGUUGAAGUCGUCCUCUACUUCUGCCAUACACCUGGGGCAAAGCACAGGACACCAUCAGAUCCACUCUCUUCGUCGGCCUUUACAGCCAAAAGCAACUGGCCUCUCGGAUGAAACCAGGCUUGAGAAUGGGUCCAAGUCGAACAAGUUCAAGGCUUAUUUCGAUCUUGCAGAUGCGAAUGGACGUCCAAAGAAGGGUGUUGUGGGAGGAGCCAAGGUCCGGAGAUUAGCGUGAAGGAGGAGAUUUGGUUAGACAUUGAGCGGUUUUACGACUAAUGGCAUCUGAGGACGUGGGGUCAUCGCAUUCGACGACGAAUUCAUGUUUGUUGUAUUCACCCUAGCUCCAUCGCAUCGUACAUAUGCACUU